Penicillium diatomitis is the source of this 1677-nucleotide messenger RNA. RefSeq names its product tRNA 1-methyladenosine methyltransferase subunit GCD10 (gene trm6). Gene Ontology annotation, cellular component: tRNA (m1A) methyltransferase complex; nucleus. Gene Ontology annotation, biological process: tRNA methylation. The coding region runs from base 1 to 1677 and encodes 558 amino acids. NCBI's taxonomy places the organism in Eukaryota, Fungi, Ascomycota, Eurotiomycetes, Eurotiales, Aspergillaceae. The record is from RefSeq and is a predicted model, not a curated record. The transcript has 2 exons.
AUGCAUUCCUCUAUUCGCCCAAAUCAACAUGUGGUCCUUCAGCUGCCCUCAGAUCAGACUCGUAUCGUCAAAUUGGUCCCAGAUACUGUCGUUCAUUUAGGGAAAUAUGGAAGCUUCGCCGCCAACCAGAUUCUCGGUCGUCCAUUCUUUCUGACAUUUGAGAUCCUCGACGCCCCCCAGAAUGACGGCUAUCAGCUGCGCAUUGUUCCCGCGGAGGAGCUCCACGCGGAAAACCUCAUCGAAGAGGCCGACGCAGACGGCGAGGGCGAAGAGGGAGAGUCAGGAUCUGCUACGCCCAUACCCAUGCGCACAAAUCGCAAUAUCACCGACGAUGCGUCAACGCAGAAAUUGACCACCCAAGAGAUCGAGGAGUUGAAAAAGAAGACUAGCGGCGCGGGCAAGGAGAUCGUCGCACGACUGCUGGAAUCUCAUACCCUCUUGGAUAAAAAAACUGCCUUUUCGCUUGCCAAGUACACAUUGCGGAAGCGAAAGAAGUACAUCCGCAGAUUUACAGUCUUGCCCUUGGACGUUGGCUUCCUCACCAACUUUCUGCUCGAGCAACGGGACGCUCAACGGACGAUGGAACUCCGCGAUGAGCACGUGGGCCUGCUUGGCUGUUUGGGCAACGUGCAUCACGGCGGCCAGUCAGACCUCAGUGCGAUUUCGUCGGUGCGGCCUGAUGGCCGGUAUUUUGUGGUCGACGAAACCGGCGGGCUCGUGGUCGCGGCCAUGGCUGAGCGCAUGGGCAUCUUAUACCCGGAGGAGGAUGACGAGGAUGCGGAACCUGUUGAGAGCUCUGGUACGGCACACGGAGAGGUAGAAUCCUCAGAUAAAAAGUCGACCACAUCCAUGCCUCGGCAUAAGCGUCCUCGCCCCAUGUCCGCGCAAGGGAACACUAUCACGGUGAUUCACUCCUACUCGCAACCGAACCUGUCCUUACUGAAGUACUUUGGCUACGACAUCAACACCCCUGACGAAUCUCACCCGCUGCAUACUCACCUCAAGACCGUGUCAUGGUUGCAACUCGUGGACCCCGCAACAGAUCCCAUUCUGUCGAGCGAGCCCCCAGCCCUGUCCAGUGAGGAGCUUGCAGCACUGAAAGCUAGCAAGCGUACGGCUUACUUCUUCAAGCGAAAUCGCUGGGAGAAGUUCCGCGCUGUCACAGAUGAGGCUCGUGCCGGAGGAUUUGACGGUCUGGUUGUGGCUACCCUUUUAGAACCCGCAGGCAUCCUCAAGCAUACGAUACCCCUUCUGUCCGGCUCUGCGGCGGUGGCCGUCUACUCCCCUUUCAUUGAACCGCUCACUGAACUCAUGGAUCUCUACUCAACUGCCCGGCGCACCGCUUUCAUCAACAAAAAACGGGAACUGGAGAAUUCCAGGUCGUCAGAAGAAGAGACCUUGGACAUCAGUCCCCUCCUCGAGGAGUUCACCCUUGACCCCACACAACUUUUGCCUCCCACCCUUCACACCACCCGUGUACGUGCUUGGCAAGUCCUGCCUGGCCGAACACAUCCGCUCAUGACGGGUAGGGGAGGGUCGGAAGGAUAUCUCUUCCACGGCGUGCAUGUCAUUCCUACCUCGGCGAAUAUUCAAGCCGCAGGCACCUUCCGAAAGAAGCGCAAGGUGGAAGAAACAUCCACCCCAGCAAGUGAUCGGGAUGUGGAAAUGGCGUCGUAA